Nothoprocta perdicaria is the source of this 1083-nucleotide messenger RNA. RefSeq names its product Cbp/p300 interacting transactivator with Glu/Asp rich carboxy-terminal domain 2 (gene CITED2). Lineage: Eukaryota; Metazoa; Chordata; Aves; Tinamiformes; Tinamidae. Gene Ontology annotation, biological process: sex determination; regulation of DNA-templated transcription; left/right pattern formation. The transcript is spliced from 2 exons. Bases 187 to 915 code for a protein of 242 amino acids. The record is from RefSeq and is a predicted model, not a curated record. Gene Ontology annotation, cellular component: nucleus.
GUUGGCAAGUGCCGAUGAGCCUCGCGGAGGAGCGAACCGCGGCGCGGGGUCUGCGGCAGCGGGAGCRGUAACGUCCCCGCCACGGCAGCGCGGAGCAGGGAAGCCCUCUCUAUGCGGGGGGACUUUUACUGACUGAUUCCAGCGACACCUUUGAAGCGAAGGAAGAAAGAAGCGGGGAGGUGGGAAAUGGCAGACCACAUGAUGGCCAUGAAUCACGGGCGAUUCCCUGACGGAUCCAGCGGGCUCCACCACCACCCUGCCCAUCGGAUGGGGAUGGGUGCCUUCCCUACCCCCCACCACCACCACCAGCAACAGCAGCAGCAGCAGCAGCAGCACGCCUUCAACGCCCUCAUGGGCGACCACAUACACUACGGAGCUGGGAAUAUGAACGCGAGCAGCGGCAUCAGACACGCCAUGGGGCCCGGCGGCGUGGGCGCAGGGCACCCCGCUGGCACCAUGCCGCCCGCCGCGCGGUUUAGCGGCUCCCAGUUCAUGGCCCCCGCCGUGGCCAGCCAAGGCGGGCAGCUCACGGCCAGCAUGCAGCUCCAGAAGCUCAACAACCAGUACUUCAGCCACCACCCCUACCCGCACGGCCACUACAUGCCGGACUUGCACCCRGCGAGCCACCCGCUCACGGGCAGCGGGCAGCACUUCAGGGACUGCAGGGACCCCAAGCACGGCGGCGGCGGCGGCGGGGGCAGCGGGCCGCCCGCCGGCCCCCACGGCCCCGCUGCGAUGCUGCCCCCCAAUGUCAUAGACACUGACUUCAUCGACGAGGAGGUGCUCAUGUCCUUAGUCAUCGAAAUGGGCCUGGACCGCAUCAAGGAGCUGCCCGAGCUGUGGUUGGGACAGAACGAGUUUGACUUCAUGACAGACUUCGUUUGCAAACAGCAGCCCAGCAGGGUGAGCUGCUGAUUCCCUGGAAGCAAACAAAGGACUUUCCCUCGGUGUGAAUGGAGGCAUUCCCACAGACACAGUGUCUCACCUUCCGGGGCUCGGAAAGGUGAGAAUCUGGAAAGCAGAGUAAACUAUGCGCCGCUUGUAUAAAUUUUGGGUUUAAUUGCUGCCACUCUUUUUUUUUUU